Messenger RNA from Uncinocarpus reesii 1704, 780 nucleotides. RefSeq lists its product as uncharacterized. The record is from RefSeq and is a predicted model, not a curated record. Lineage: Eukaryota; Fungi; Ascomycota; Eurotiomycetes; Onygenales; Onygenaceae. Bases 1 to 780 code for a protein of 259 amino acids. The transcript is spliced from 5 exons.
AUGGCUGACUCGGUGGACUAUUACAAGGUUUUGGAAGUAGACCCCUCUGCAACCCAACAGCAAAUCCGCGAUGCCUAUAAACGAUCCCCGGAGACGCCGCGAGUACGACGACGCACGCCGCACCUCGUCCUCUGCAAGAGUCAUCGUGGAACCAAUGCACACCCUCCCCCACAGUCCGAGUCGUUUUCGUCCGACCAGUUCGGAUCCAUGUUCGAAGAGAUGCUUCGCGAGGAGAGCAUGGCAGCGGACGCGGCGGAGGCUGCGGGAGGUUACUUCUGGUCUGUUCUGGGAGGCUUAAGCGGUGGUGCCAUUGGGUUCAUCGUUGCGAAUUUCCCGGGGGCAGUAGCCGGAGCGGUGGCGGGGAACAGGCUUGGUGCCGUGAGGGACAAAAAGGGCAAGAGCGUGUACCAGGUUUUCCAGGAGUUGCCGCAAGAAGAUAAGGCGAAAUUGCUGAGUCGGUUGGCGGCACGGGUCCUGCAGUCAGCGGAGACGUUGAAGAUUCUGAAUGGAUGGUCCGAAAACAGCUCCAUGACCAAGCAGUCUGUUGAGAUGAGCCCAGGAGCCGCAGCUUGUAACCAGACACAGUCCAGCUUCCGGAGUCAUGCUGUCACUCCUACCUCCACCUCCGCCUGGAAUGUCAGCCUACCAGAUGUUCCUCGAGCGUCUCGUUCAGGUAGGGACUGGCACUUCAUUCUGUUGUUACGGUUCGCGAGUCCGUUAAUCCAAACGUGGCUGGCUAUCCCACAUUGGACGCCGACCACUGUUGAUAUCGUCGGCUAA